Molecule: messenger RNA, 1513 nt
Organism: Umbelopsis ramanniana AG
Lineage: Eukaryota; Fungi; Mucoromycota; Umbelopsidomycetes; Umbelopsidales; Umbelopsidaceae
Exons: 6
Coding region: 6-1193 (395 amino acids)
Biological process (GO): protein import into peroxisome matrix
Cellular component (GO): peroxisomal membrane
Molecular function (GO): zinc ion binding
Source: RefSeq, a predicted model, not a curated record
ACUCGAUGCAAGCCCCACUACCAUCCGCCGAGUAUAUUCCACCCUGGAGGCGAGAAUGGAAAGAUAUACAGCCAACAUUGCUCAAAAUGCGUAGAUCUAUGGCUGCGUUGAAAUCCUCGCCGCUACGAGUUAUGAGAGUUAGUCAACUAGAUUCUGAUCUCUUGGACGUUGAACUCUUCGGCAUGCUCAAAGAACAGCUCUGGAGCGCAUUUUCCUUAUUCAAUCAUUCCAUACGAGAAAAGUUCGAGCCAGAAUUGGUGGCCAUACUUAGCUUUCUAUUGUACAAAUUUUCUAUAUAUGACUCAGCCGCAUCAUAUGGCGCCCAGCUCCAGAAUCUCAAGUACCGAAAUGAGAGACUGCAUAAAGGAGCUUUGGAGUCCUUUGCCAAAGAUGCCCCAAUAACAAAGACCCAGAAGAUUUUGUACGGAUUGUUCAUGGUUGGCGGACAAUAUACCUGGAGUCGCCUAUCGCGACUAAUGACUACUCAAGGCUGGGGCGCGUUAGACGAGGACGACACACGGAAAAAAGUCUAUAAUAUCCUUCAGCGUGCUGAAAAAUAUUGGCAAGCGUUAACGCUUGUGAACUUUUUGGUUUUCUUAUUUAAUGGAAGGUUUCGAACAUUAAUAGAUCGUAUCUUGCAAAUGAGACUUGUGUAUGCCAAGAAGUCGUUGAACCGACAAGUUAGCUUUGAAUUCCUCAACCGCCAGCUUGUGUGGCAUGCUUUCACGGAAUUCCUACUUUUCCUUAUGCCUUUGAUCAACUUAGAAAAGUUGAAGUUGAAGGUCUCUCGCAUGCUUCUUCCCAAAUCUUAUCUGGCUUCAUCUCAAGGCUAUGACCAACUUCCAGAUCAUCAAUGUGCCGUUUGCCAUGAAAAGUCUACUAAUGAUGCCACCGGUACAGGUACUGGAGCACCUAUCGGACAGAUGGAAGAUUUGACUGUUCAUAAUCCCUAUGUUGCCAAUUGUGGUCACCUAUACUGCUAUGUCUGCUUAAAGAGCAAGAUAACGCUCUAUGAAGGCGAGUGGGCGUGUCUGCGAUGUGGUGAACGAGUAGAAUCAAUGGAGAAGUAUGCUGAGAUAGUCGAAGAUGAAGAAGUAGUAGCUGAAACGCAAGACGACGGCAACGAAGAUUCCAACAAGAAUGAAUUGACAAGCAGCGGAUACAUAGUAGGAAGUGACGAUUUACAGGAUUGAAGAAAGGAGAAAAAAAUAUAUUUUGUACAAUAUUGUAACCCUGAAAUAGUGUUUGUAUGGCUUGAAGCGAGAGAUAUAUACACGAUGUAAUACUGUAACCAGUUUAUGGAUUGAGCUUUUCCGGGGUGGGUUCCACUUCGUUCAUGUCCACAAUUUGCUUUGCCUUUCGAAUGUGGUCGUCCAUAUAUAUGAGUUCUUCAACACGAGCCAUCUUCUUUGGAUCCUUUCGUAGGAUAAAUUUGACAUCAUCGACCUUGACUUUUCCUCGCGGUUCCGCUACUUUGGCUGCCUUCAGGCACUAUAUCACAUGAAUAAUUACU